GUUCGCUGUUAAUACUUGUCUGUAUGUGUGGUUUGAUCAACCCUACGCCAGACUCAUGCAUAUAAUAAUUUUGGUUUGAAGUAGCACUGCGCCUUUAAAUAUUAAAUAAAUCUGUGAUCAUGUUUUCUGCCAUCAGAAAGAUACGUCAGUUAGUUUUAAACAAGAAUACUAGCAAGGUUCUUGAGUGCUCGUACUUACCGCACACGCUGCCACGUGUGCGAGUGGCAAGUUAUUCAAUCGCCUUUAGUCAAAGCAAAUCAGUAUAUUCCACAACCUCGACAGAUAGUAUAAAAGUGGAUGGUCUAUUUGCACCCUUGCUGACACGGGCCACGACAUUCGGAGACAGGACCGCGAUUCUGGACACAGACGGGGCAUACACUUAUAGGGAUUUGUUGAGAGACUCGGCCGGCUUGUCAAACACCAUAAUUGACAACGUACACGCACCAUUGGAGCAGACCAAAGAACCUACCGUUGCAUUCUUGACCCCUAGAGACUACUCAUAUACAGCAGCGCUAUAUGGCACAUGGUUAUCAGGAGCCAUUGCCGUGCCCCUGUGCACAAGCCAUCCAGGUGAAGAGUUGGAAUACGUGCUACGGUAU
This is a messenger RNA of Sphaeroforma arctica JP610, 599 nucleotides long. RefSeq lists its product as hypothetical. The record is from RefSeq and is a predicted model, not a curated record. The transcript has 3 exons. The annotation marks the transcript as partial. NCBI's taxonomy places the organism in Eukaryota, Ichthyosporea, Ichthyophonida.